CUCAGAUUUUAAAGUUAAACAAAAAAUACCAAAUUUGUAGCUGUAAGAUUUCAGUCAUGCUGAAUGUCCUUUAGCCUACAUCACACACACUCAACCUCUCAAAAAAGCAUUCUAAAUUUCAAUUGCAUUUAAAAUUUCAAGUAUUUACAUUUGCCUCGAACUAAGCUUUAUUCUCCUUACAUUUUCAAGCUGUUAAGAACUUAUUUGUAAUAAAUGCAUUUGUUUCCUUUCAGUUUUCUCAAAUCUAAGGAGAAUCACCAAUUGAACUAUUUAAUGUAAAGUUUGUGAAACAGCAAUAUAUUUUGUACUAAGAUUUUUUUAGAGACAUUAGUGUUGUACAAAAUGGCUGGACGUUUGAAAGUUCUUACACUGCUGCGCACGUUAUCUGCUUCUUCAUGUCAAUGUCCUGCUCAUUCAAGUGGGAUGCUGGUUGGGCAUCCGCACUCGACCACCUCCAAGGAAGAUAAAGAAUAUGCAUUUGAGAUGGCUUGCUCUAACAUUCGAUAUGGUCCUGGAGUCACUGCAGAAUUGGGCAUGGAUGUGGAGUCUCUUGGUGCAAAAAAUGUCUUGGUCAUGACUGAUAAAAACAUAGCAAAUCUGCCCCCCAUGACCAAAGUUGUUGACAGCCUCACCAGCCGCAAGAUCAACUUCAGCGUGUUUGAUGAUGUCAGAGUAGAGCCGACCAAUGAAAGUUUUGAGGCCGCAAUUUCAUUUGCUCGUGCUGGCAAUUAUGACGCGUUUGUGGCUGUUGGUGGGGGCUCAGUGAUGGACACUUGCAAGGCAGCAAACUUGUACGCUGCUGACAGAGAUGCAGAAUUCCUUGACUAUGUCAAUGCACCCAUUGGCAAAGGCAAGCCAGUCACAGUCAAAUUGGCCCCUCUUAUUGCUGUUCCUACAACAGCCGGCACAGGCAGUGAGACGACAGGCGUUGCCAUAUUUGACCACAUACCGCUGAGUGCCAAGACUGGCAUAGCCCACCGUGCCCUGCGACCUCUGCUUGGUCUCGUGGACCCCUUGCAUACGUUGUCCAUGCCCCGCACUGUCGCAACGUACAGUGGAUUUGACGUGUUGUGCCAUGCACUGGAGUCAUACACUGCCCUGCCAUAUACGGAACGUCAGCCUCGUCCGCCUCAUCCGCAGCUACGGCCCGCCUACCAGGGCUCCAACCCUAUAUCUGAUGUCUGGGCCAGAGAUGCUCUCAAAACCAUCAGUAAAUACUUCAUCAGGUCAGUGGAGGACCCAGAAGACGUAGAGGCGCGCUCUCACAUGCACCUGGCAAGCGCUGUGGCGGGCAUCGGCUUCGGCAACGCUGGCGUGCACCUAUGCCACGGCCUCUCCUAUGCCAUCGCUGGCAAUGUUAAAACAUAUAAGCCUGAGCUGUACAAUUCAUCUCACCCGCUGAUCCCCCACGGACUGUCAGUGGUCAUCACCGCACCCGCUGUCUUCCAGUUCACCGCCCCAGCCUGUCCUGCCCGACACAAAGAAGCUGCUGUUCUACUCGGAGGAAAGGCUGACGUCAAAGACGAAGAUGCAGGGCUGGCGCUGGCUGAUGUGCUGAGGACUUACAUGCAAGCCCUGGGCAUCGAGGAUGGUCUCACUGCGCUGGGCUUCGGCUCAAGUGAUGUUCCGCGUCUCGUGGAGGGCACGUUGCCUCAACACAGAGUCACCAAGCUGGCACCCCGCCAACAAACUCAUGAACAACUCGGCGAUAUACUGCAUAACUCCAUGACUGUUUACUGAAAUUAAUUGACUACACAUACUUACUGUUUACUGAAAUGUUAGUGGCCUUAGUUGCUAGCUCGUCUACUGAGCUGGAUGGUCUACAUACCAUGACUGUCUACCUCUACUGAGAUGGAUGGUCUACACACCAUGACUGUCUACUGAGAUGCUGCUUCAUGACGACCGAAACCAAUUGUUGAAUGUUCGUCACUGUCGACUGAAAAUAAUUGUAUUUACUGCAUGACUGUCGACUGAAAACAUUUGUAUUUACUGCAUGACUGUCGACUGAAAACAAUUGUAUUUACUGCAUGACUAUCGUCAAAAUUUGUGAUUGUUCUGGGAAAUCAAAUAUUCCAACUAAACACGUGGAACUACAGCGGUGUUUACUCAGACGGCUUCCCUGACUGUGUUUUUAGCGAAUGUUCUCAUUUGUCGCUAUUGUGCUCAUCAUGUCCGUCCGUCCGUUUGUCUGUGACUUCACGUUU
Messenger RNA from Hyalella azteca, 2204 nucleotides. RefSeq names its product probable hydroxyacid-oxoacid transhydrogenase, mitochondrial (gene T3dh). Gene Ontology annotation, cellular component: mitochondrion. The transcript has 10 exons. The coding region runs from base 343 to 1740 and encodes 465 amino acids. The record is from RefSeq and is a predicted model, not a curated record. Gene Ontology annotation, molecular function: alcohol dehydrogenase (NAD+) activity; metal ion binding. NCBI's taxonomy places the organism in Eukaryota, Metazoa, Arthropoda, Malacostraca, Amphipoda, Hyalellidae.